AUGAUCAUGAAUGGGAUUCAUUUAUUCAACAUCCGGUCGAUCCCAUGAAAAUGGAAUUUCGUUGAAAUUGGGUUAGAUACAUGCUGUACAGUACAAGAAGGUAGCAUAAACAAUGGUAUAGCUUACAAAUUUAGGAAAUGGCAACAGCUGAUACACAAUCUGCAAAGCCUCGAAGCAGCCGUCGUAGGCUGCAUAAUCCACAGGUAGAAAAUGACUUUGCACCAGGAGAUGGGGAGCCACCAGCUAGACCCCCACCCUUACAGCGAUCCCAUUCACACAGAGAACGGCCAACAAAGCAGCUAGACUUCUACCAAGCCAUGUCUGACUUCAAAGCCAUGUUUCCUUCUAUGGACACUGAUGUGAUUGAGGCGGUCCUGAGGUCCAAUGAUGGUGCUGUUGACGACACGAUUGAUCAGCUACUGACUAUGAGUAUUGAUGCUGAUGACAAAGACUUUGUGGACAUACCCCCGGAGCUCAUUUCUCCUGAGGAGGAUGGCUGUCCCACCUAUCACGAGAAGCGAACUGAAGACUCCCCACCUUCCUACACUGAAGCUGUGCAAUCAGAUAACAGUAUCUGGACCACCCCCAUCACUCAAACAACAAGUAAAACCUCUCCCACCCCACCAAAGAGGAGCCCAAUAAGUAGAUCAAAUACAACCCAUACCCCAAAGACUCACAGUCAUGGACAAAACAAAUCAUCUCAUCAUCACAGCAGAUCAUCGCACCAUCAUCACCAUCGAAGGAGCCAUCGAAGUCGACAUAGUGACGACAUGGUGGACUCCCUUGCUUUGUCCAAUACAGAACCAAAGCGCCCCCUUCCCAGCUCCCCCAUAAGUCACAGCACCCCUGUCAAGAGGGGCUUUCGCAAUUGGAACCCCCCAAUGCUGGGAACACUUCCCGAUGACUUUCUGAGAUUAACCGUGCCAAAGUCACAAGACCCUCUUUCAUUAGAGGGAUUUCUACCACAAAGCAGUACAGAGAGGACUCAUCACAAUAUCAACAGAAAAAACAGACACACUGAGAGACUGUCAAACAGUAGCAGUGAGCACAAGAAGAAGAUUUCUCGAAGCCGCAGUGAGCGAGCUCCAGAAAGACCCAAGUGGUCUCAUGGUGGUGAACAUUUACCUAUGGUUCAUUCACAUGGACAAAUCCUUAAUGGGUCUCCAGGGAUGUCCAAAUCACUGAUUAUCUCUUCACAUGAAUUCAGUCAGGAUAUGCUGGAUGAAAAAUUAAAGGAAAAUGAGCGACGAAGACGAAAGGCUGUUAAAAAUGUAGACCUUGAAAUGUCACAAUAUUUGGAAGAUGAACGACUUGCCAUUGCUCUGCAGAACAGUGAAUUCUUACAGGAGCUGAGAGGAAAUGAAGACUUUAUGAAAACACUAGAGAAAGAUCGCAAGGAUAUGACAACAUUUGAGCCCCCAUUGCCUCCUGUUAUUCAACCAGCAGAAACAACAGAAGGUUAUGGUGAUGACAGGCAGACACGCUUGGAGCCAUUUCCUUUUACACAACCUUCCCCCAAACAGAAAGAUGAAGAUGCUGAAUUGCGACGACAGUUGAACAACAUGGGAGGUGCAUCGAAAAAGCAGUUUAUUGCACUAGCCAGGAAGUUCUUCUCCAGAAAGAAGAAGAAAAUGACACUGAAACAAAUUCAAAAAGAGAAACUGGCCCCAUCUAUGGUCAAUCUGCUGGACAGCGAUGAAGAAGACUUUGUCCCAGAUGAGGACACUAAUCCUUAUGACCAAAGGACAGAGAUAGAACCUCUGGUAAGGGUUGGUCAACACUGACCAACAGCAGUGAACCUGACAGUUUACUAAGAAUACCAAAUGAGCGGGCACAUGAUCGCCACCAGUCCAACAACACGCCCAUCUAUCAUGACAACAAAGCCACAGACUUUAUAUAAUAUCACCAUGUUAGACACUAUCGAGGUCUAUCAUGGUAAAUUACUAGGCCAGUUACUGAUAGGGACAGUUCAGAUUCAGGGUAUAGCAAGUCCUCCAAGCAAUUUGUGUCCAUUCAGAGCACACCUUUUUUUUUUAGUGAAUCUCUGAAGCUAUACAAGUUUUUGUGUUAUGAAGUAGUUCUUGCACUUCAUAUUAAGUAAUAGUCAUUGUUGACGUAUUUAAAUUUUCUAAAGUGUAAUGUUUUUAAAUGCAAUAUAUAUAUAUAUCCCUAUAUAUAUAUAUAUAUAUUAAGAAAUCAUCAUUUGUACUUGUAACUGUCUCACUUUAUUUGGCAGUUUCAAUAUCCUUUUAGUAAUAAGCAAGUGUCUCGUGGCAUAUACUCACUGGUUCAUAUAAAAACUGUACAGUCUUUGUAAAUGAGUUACAUAUAUUCUAAAUUACAUGUAUAUGGUGAAGAAGGAAAGGAGUGCAUAAUUGUAAUGAGAGAUAUCUACUUACACAUUGUAUUUUAAUUGAUUUUUUAAAUGGAAAACUAGAUGAACUAUGUUUAUUUUGGAUUGUGAUUGUCUAGGACUAUCAGAAGUCUAAUCUAAUUGAUCUUCAUGUAAAAUCUGCCAGUGCCUGUAAAACUUGAUUGCAGUAUUACCUGUGUACCUUCUGUGUUCCUCUCACAGGAAAAGAGUUUAUCCCUAUUUUUUGUAUGUUUAUAAAGUGUAUGAAGACUAGAAUGUUCAAUAAAUACUUAUAUUAUGUCGGGGAAAUUUACUUUACCAAGAAUUUCUUCAGUUGCUUUUUGAUAUCUUCACAGAUUUGCUUUUUAUCAGUACAUGUUAACACCGAUCUAUCCAAUUCUUGGUUGAAACAAAGUAAUCUGUAUUCCUCCAAGCUGUACACAUUAACAGAAUUCUGAUCAGAUAAAUCCAUGCUGAAGGCAUUGUUCUGUACAAUAUGGAGUAGUGAGGAAUGCCUUUCUUUAAUCUUGAAUGAUCUACCCAAAACUUUUUUUUUGUAACUUAUGAUCUUCAUUUUUGUCACGAUGUUAAUUUUUUGAAAGAAUUCUCCUUAAGGUGCUUGUAUACAAUCAAAUAAGUUGUAGCAGUUGUAAAUAGUCUUACUAUUAUAUUUAUUAUUUGUAUAGUCUUGUGUUUGUAUCAUUACUAGAUUCAGAUUUCAAAGUGCUGGACAAACCGCUCUGGGAAAAUUCAAACAUUUUUGUUCAUGAUUCUUGUUACUCAGGUCAUUGACCUUUUGGAAUUUUCUUUUUUAAAGCACGACUUAGUCCAUGGAUUAAUUGAUUCUACAUAUUUUGGUAACUGACACUUCGAUGUUCAGACUUGUGAUUAUUUCAUUGGUAUUACAAGUACUUGUUCAUGGUACUAUAUACAAACAGGGUAAGAUGGAACAAAACUCUCCAAGAAAAGAAAGGAAUUUGAUAAAUAUAGAUUUCAUAUAAGGUAGUUUUUCUUCAAAGUUGAGUUUGUUUAAAGAAAUUUCACAUUUACAUGAAGCUUGUCUUUUGUGAAUCUUAAAAAUAUAACAAAUAAGGGACUUGGUAGAAAAUGGUAAAUAAUAAGCGAGGGUUAUGGAAUCUGUUUCUCCAAUUAAACCCUGUAGACUAGAGUGGACUCAGAGGGAAGGAACACCAUCAAAUAAGAGACGUAAAUGUGAGAAGGAUGCGCUGUUGGAUGUGAUUAGAGAAAUUACAUUUCAUAAUACUCUUAUAUUUGCAGCAUAUUCAUUUAAUUAUCACAUAAUUGGUAAUUGAUUUAUUGUUUCACAGUUAAGAUACAAAUUUAUGAUUCAUCAUUGUCUAUGUAUAUGGUUCAUGUACAGUUUAAUUUAUCAAAUAUGUUACAUAAAAAAGUUCCUUCUUUAUCAGCUGCAGGAACACAAAUGUCGGAGAAGUCAACACCAAGUCUUUGAAAUGUUACUCAACUAGUUCACAUAAUUUUUCAGGAAUUGUAUUUAACUAGUUUCAUAAUAUGCCAAUGAUGUUGUUCAACUUGUACACAUAUCUUUCGGUAAUGUACUUUAACUAGUUCACAUAACUUGUCAGAAAUGUUACCGUAUAUCUGGUAAUUUUGACGUCGGAAAUACUUUGUGAAUCUUUCUCGAAAAAGUAGUUCAACAUCCUAAUAGCACUUUUUUUUUUUGGAGGGAGUACAAUUUCAGAGGAAGGUGUCAGCAUUUCUAGUGUGUCAAGGUUACCCGAUAUACGUUAUUCAGCUCGUCAGUAAUAUUAUUCAACUACUACACAUAAUUUGAGUUUGCAUUGUAUUCAUAUUUCUAGAUGAUGAAAUGUCGAGUCAGUUAUAUUCGAUGACAUACAUGAUGGUUACUUUACAGAUUACCUGUGCGUGUAUUGUGAGUUGGUUUCACAGAGGCCUAAAUGCCUGUUUCAUAAAUGUAGAUCAACAUAGUAUAUAUAAGCCUUGUUACAAAACAGGCCUCAGCCCUAUGAGUCAAUUUGUGCUAUGGUGAUAUGCUCAGAAUAUGAGACAAAUUGUUGUUAUACAUGUAUGUGAUAUUUGUAUUCAUCAGUACGGUGCGAGUAACCCCAAGUUUUGAUCUUAGUGGAUAAAUUCUUCAGAUUACAAUAUUAUGCAAUUUAAUAUAGUGCGUUGUAAAAUAUAGGAGAUUUACCAGUGUAAGAGAGUAUCAGUAUGCCAGAAUUGUGUGAAAUACUGAAACUUACACAGAACCAACUUUCUGAAAUAGACAUUUAUGAAUAAAUACUGCUCACGUUUGAAUCCAGGCAAGCAAAGUUACUCUAAACACCUGCUCAAAUUUAGUUUUUAAAUAAAAAAACAAUGAGUACAUAUUCUACUUUACUAAGUGCCAGCCUCACAAAACAGUGCAAUACUUUGUCUGCAUUGAUAAAUCUUUUUAGUUUACACAAAAUUACAACUCUAAAUGAAUCGUACUAACUAGAGUGCACAUUUGUAUAAAAUGCUGAAGAAUUUAGGCAAUAAGCUAAACAAUUGUGCAAAUUGAACUUUUGGUUCUAAAUCCAUGUACAUUGUAUAUCAAGGGAAUGAUCAUCCCUAUUUAAUAAACCAUUUAGUUAAUUUAAAGUUUGUUGAGAUAUGCAUAGUGAACAAAUACAUUCUUGUAAUUACAAUUUCAUCCCCAUCAUUUGCUAUUUUGUUCAUAUUUUCUGCCAAGUUUUGAUACAUUUUAUAGAAAUUCUUGAGUUUUAACAAAUAUUAUCUAGUUGUAUUUAGUUUAUGCACUGUUCUUGUCAUCACCCUUUUCACAAACUAUGAGAUAUAUAUCUGUGCCUAUGUCUACCCUCAGACUUACCUCCCUUUCAUGUGAUUCUAGAGUUUGCUCCAACUUGAAUUGCCUGUAUUUGUUCAUUGAUGUUUGGGUAUACAUCAUUGUAAAACUGUCCAAGUGAUGUCAAUUUUAUGUACAGUAUAAUCGAACUUAUUCCCCCAGCUUGAUGCAUAGAUGUCACGUGCAUGCAAUAGGGCUCCAUGUACAUUGAUGUACAAAAUAAAACUCGACGCCAAACCCACUAGCAUUAAUCAAAGCUAUGUGAUCUACAUUUCAUAAAUAACAAAUGUGUACUCCCUAUAAAUAUACUUUUUUAAUGCAGUUCUAUGUCAUUGCAUCAAAUACUCAAUAUCUGCCUGCCAUUAAUUUUCAUAUAUUAAACUGGCACAAAUGUGAAGCUAAUUGUGCUUAAUAUAUUCAACAGCCUUCAUUUUAUAGUGAAAAAUGUGUUUUAAUUAAAGAGUGAAUGAAAAAGAAGCUUGUAUUUCCCCAUUUUAUCAGAAUUCUGUAAGAAAAAUUGUUUUGUUAGAUUUACAGAAGUUUCCUUUCCAUAUAGAUAUAAAAUUGCACAGGUUUAAUGUAAGGGAAGAUAACCCAGGUCCAUAGGACCUGGAUUUGUAUUAAACUCCACAAGAGAUUUUUUUUAUUUCAAAGCAGUGAGCUUGUGAAAUGCUGACAGUUGUGAGUUAUUGUGACCAAAUACUUAUUGUACAGUUAUAAAAAUGGUUGUACAGGCUACCUCUGUAAGUGAACAAGUGUCAGUUAACUUGUAUUAAGGUCGUGUUAUAAUCUUGUUACUUAGAUCAUUACGUAAUCUGUUUAUUAUGUGUGUAGAUAAUAAAAGUUAACUUGUUAA
Molecule: messenger RNA, 6036 nt
Organism: Ostrea edulis (European flat oyster)
Lineage: Eukaryota; Metazoa; Mollusca; Bivalvia; Ostreida; Ostreidae
Product: CUE domain-containing protein 1-like
Exons: 11
Coding region: 138-1784 (548 amino acids)
Molecular function (GO): ubiquitin binding
Source: RefSeq, a predicted model, not a curated record